Messenger RNA from Entelurus aequoreus (snake pipefish), 3309 nucleotides. RefSeq names its product WW domain binding protein 1-like. Bases 272 to 1681 code for a protein of 469 amino acids. The transcript has 7 exons. Lineage: Eukaryota; Metazoa; Chordata; Actinopteri; Syngnathiformes; Syngnathidae. The record is from RefSeq and is a predicted model, not a curated record.
UAUGUAGUCUUGUGUGUGGUAGAGAACAUGGUGGAUGGAGGCGACAUCUUGUGGCAGAGGGAGUCGCCACUGUUUGAAUAUUACCCUGGCGUCAUAGUGACAUUCAGUUUGGAGAGAGAGCGAGAGAAGAGGUCCGUAGGGCCACCCGUCUGUGUGCGUUAAUGGCGGAUGGGGAAGCCGUUGAUUCGGAGCCAGCUGUGAUGGAGCUCUAAAGCCGAAAAAGGACGCAAUUUCUUGGCUACGUUUGCAUGUUGUCACAUCUCUUCUGAAUAUGGAUCCAGAGAAGACGUUGACGUUCUGUCUUGGGCUCAAGGCUGAGGAGAUGACAAUGUCCCUGAAGGGCUUGGAUGGUACCGAGGCUUCCACGGUAGCUGUUCCCCAAAAGGAAGCUGACCUACCCACGGUUUACAAGGUGGUGAAGCACCAUGGGAGCUCUGGUAGCCAGCCUGUGGUCAACCCCAAGUACUGUCCUGGUGUAAACAGCAAUGCAGGUUAUCUCUGUGUAACCGGACACUGCUGCGGAGAGACGGGCUGCUGUACCUACUAUUAUGAACUCUGGUGGUUCUGGCUGCUGUGGACCGUGUUGAUCCUUUUCAGCUGUUUCUGUGCUUACCGCCAUCGCCGGGCCAAGCUGAGGAUCCAGCAGCAGCAGAGACAGAGAGAAAUCAAUCUUAUUGCGUAUAACGGAGCCUGCAACUACCCGUCCUCCAUGCUGGAUCUCAGCUUCCUGGCCUCCUUCAAGUUGCCGUCCUAUGAGGAGGUGGCGGCACAGCCCACCACGCCUCCACCACCUUACAGCUCGGUCUUCGCCCUGCAGGGAGGCGCCAUGCUGGGUCCGAGCUCCUCGUACCCGCAUCAUCACCACCCCUACCCGCUCCAAAGUCACCCCUGCCCCCCGUACCUGGGCCCCGGCCCCAGCAGCUUCACCUCCUCCCAGAGCUCCGACAACUACACCAGCUGCUCCUGCGAGUCCUGCUCCUGCAGCACCUCCUUCUCUGUGCAGGUGACGGACGAGACGUAUGACAGCAGCCGCAUGUCCACGCCGAGCGACGCAGGCGGGGACGGCGCCCUCCCGCCCAGGGUGGGGGCCACCCGCGUGUCGCCGCCUCCGUCGCAGGCUCCCCCGGAUGUUAUACCAGCAGUCACCCCAGAUGUCAUUCCCAGUCAUGCUUCCAACGGCAUUGAGGGGCUGUCACGCCCAGCUGCGCCCGUCUCACUUCCUCUACGCCCCCGAAAUAACAACUUUCACCCACGCCACCCACUUUCACCCCUAAUUCUGCUUUCUUCCCUUCCCGCCGGUCAAGUCCAAAAUGGCGUCUUUUCAGACCCCCUCGGCGCCACGCUCACGGCGAAAGAAAAAGAGCCAGAAGGCCCGGCCCCCUCCUCCGGCCUUCCCCCGGAUCUGUCGUCCACGGCGUGCCCUGCGGAGCAAAACCUCGCGGAUGAGGACGAAGAGGACGAGGAGGAGGAUCACUUCAGCCACCGGCGCCUCACAGGGGAUUCCGGCAUUGAGGUGUGCCGCUGCCACGUGAAGCGGGGAGACCGAGAGGAGGAGGCGAUUAAGGAGAGGCGAGAGAGCAUGGACAGCUCCCUUCGAGCCAAGGGGGCGGGUCUUUCGCCCGCGCUUGACAACUGCGCCCAGCUGCACGACUGCGCCCCCUCCCCUAUGGCGUCCUCGUAGUCGCACGGGCCAAGAAAAGUCACCGAUCCGGAAGAAAGCGAGGUGUUUAUUGUCAGCGUCAUCCUCAUGCAUCAAGGCUAGUAGGUGAAAAGUCACCGAAGUUUAAGUCUUGGGGGGAUUUUGGGACGCCAGUUGAAGGCCACCUUUGAUCUCCUCUCGUUGUCACCAUCGCUCAAAGGUGAAAGUUGGGGAGAAUGUCAAACCUGAUGGUCAUGACUUCAACCUCGCCAAGGAAGAUAGGUAUCUGUGGUUUGCAGGAUUACACAAAAAGAAAUGGUGAGCACCAUUCGAUUAUGGUGAUAGAGGUGGUGAGAAUGUAGAAAAAUAGGUGCAUUUACAGAAUUUAUCUCCCGUCGUGACCAUUUUGAGUUGUCUCUCCCGACAUCCAAAUUGUACAGCCCCCUGCGCCCAGUUGAGUUCAGGACCAGUAUCAGUACUGUAAACACUCGUGCAGCCAGGCCACCUUUAGCGGGAGAUUCUCUCUGAAUGUUCUGAGCUCCUGUGUUAAUGCAGCCUGCUGACGUCAUGUGCUUCUGUAGACGGCAGACUAAUUAGUGUCGCUUUGUGAUUGUUGAAUGAUCAUGGAAUUCUUAGCGAUUUGUUUACUGUGCUGACGUGGGUUUUUUUCAAACUUGCAGCUCGCUGUAAAAAAAAAAAUCUGUAGAUUUUACGAUAAAAAGUGUGGCUGCUCGGUCGGCAAAAUGUUACCGUUUUACACCAAAUUACUGUAAAUUGAAAAACGAUACAAAUGUUAGUUUUAAAUUUAAAAAAUUCUGGUGACUGAGCUGCGAGAUUUUUUUUUUUACCAUAAACGCUACAGUGUACGAUCAAUGGAAAAACUAUACCGCUGUUAUUUUAGCAGUAAAAUUCUGGCGAUUGAGCUCAGUUUACUGUUAAAGCUUGGAUAUUUUUUUGGUAUUGCAUGAUUCCCUAAAUUAACAUAAAAAAACUGGACCACUGUUAUUUUUGCUGUUUAUUUUUACUGAGCUGCUAGUUUUUGACCGUAAAAUAUACGUCCGUUUUUACAGCGAAUUACUGUAAAUGUUAUUUUUAUGGUGAAAUUCUUAUAACUGAGCUGACUGUUUUUUUCGUAAAAUCUAUGGUUUUCUGUUUUUACAGUGUAAAAUCUAUAAUUGUUUUUUUUGUUUUGUUACAGUGCAUAAUUCCCUAAAAAAAUAGAGAUACCACUUUAUUUUAAAAGUAAAAUUAUUGCGCCUGAGUUGCCAGUUUUUUGUUUUUUUUACUGUAAAAGUUCCGCCUGUAUUUACAGUCACCGUAAAAUCUAGGCUCCAUUUUAUUUUAUAUUGCAUGAUUCCUGAAAUUAAAAUAAAAUAAAAACUAUCACUGUUAUUUUACGGUAAAAUUCCGCCGUCUGAGCUACUACACUUUUACCGUAAAAUCUACAGCCAUAUUUCCAGUGCAUUACUGUAAAUGGAAAAACAUUACUACUGUUAUUUUUACCGUAAAAUUAUGGCAACUGAGCUGGCAGUUUUUUAAAGUAAAAUCUGUUUUUUUUUUGCAGUGCAUAAUUCAUUAAAAAAACAACAAUACCCCUUUAUUUUUAUACUGGCGUCUGAGCUGCCAGUUUUUUACCAUAAAAUCUACAGUCGUUAUUUUUGCAGUGCAUU